Molecule: messenger RNA, 1926 nt
Organism: Telopea speciosissima
Lineage: Eukaryota; Viridiplantae; Streptophyta; Magnoliopsida; Proteales; Proteaceae
Product: putative disease resistance protein At1g50180
Exons: 1
Coding region: 1-1926 (641 amino acids)
Biological process (GO): defense response to other organism
Molecular function (GO): ADP binding
Source: RefSeq, a predicted model, not a curated record
AUGGCUCAGUCUGUUGUGUCCUCUGUUGCACAAUACAUUGGUGGCCUGCUGGUGCAAGAAGCAGAACUUUUAGGUGGGGUGACCGAUCAGAUUUUGAAGAUCCAAAAUGAAAUGGUGCGGAUGCAGUGCUUCUUAAAAGACGCAGAUGCAAGACAGGAUGAAAGCGCACUUGUUCGUAAUUGGGUUUCAGAAAUCAGAGAGCUUGCAUACGAUGUGGAGGAUACCAUAGACGCCUAUAUUCUCGAAGCAAAGUAUGCAAGCUCCUUCGAUCCAAGAAAAUAUAUACGACUUCACAAAAUUGGGAAAAAGAUCGAAACCCUUCAAUCCAAGAUCCAGGACAUCACUCGCAGUAUACAAUCUUAUGGCUUCAUAAGAACAGCAGGCCAAGGAGAAGAAACGAGCUCUACAACUGUGAAGCAGCAACAGUUGAGACAAUCCUAUCCACACUAUGAUGAUGAAGAUGUUGUCGACAUACAGGACAACAUUAAGUUUUUGGUUGAAGAGUUGAUCAAUAAGGAAGGCCCUCAUCUGGUUUCCAUUGUUGGGAUGGGUGGACUAGGUAAAACUACUAUUGCCAAAAAGGUCUACAAUCAUGAUCAUGUUAAGCUUCAUUUUGAUUGUUGUGCUUGGAGUUUUAUUUCCCAACAAUACCAAGGAAGAACCAUUUUGCUGGGAAUCAUAAGGAAAGUUUGCAAUCUAAAUGAAGAAACGAGACUUGAGACUUUGAAUGAUGGAGAGUUGACAGAGAAACUUUACAAGUUACUGCAAGACAAGUGCUAUCUAGUGGUCCUUGAUGAUAUAUGGAGCAUGGAUGCUUGGAAUUUUCUAAAACCGUCAUUUCCCAAAGGAAAGAAGGGAAGCAAAAUAUUGUUCACCACUAGAAUCAAAGAUGUUGCACUUCAUGCGGAUCGAUUCGGCUUUCUUCAUGAACCUGCCUGUUUAACAGCGGAACUAAGUUGGGUACUGUUCUGUAAGAAAGCAUUUCUUUGGAAGAAUGAUGCUUCAAGUUCUUCUUCCUUGUACCAUCCAGAAGUAGAGAAGAAAGAGAAAUUGGGAAGGGAUAUGAUUGAAAAAUGUGGAGGUCUGCCUCUAGCCAUUGUUGUACUUGGAGGCUUGCUGUCAACGAAGGAGUCAAUUAAUGAAUGGGAGAUGAUCGUUAAAGACAUUGGCAGAUAUUUGAACAAAGCCCAACAAGAACAUCAUGGAGUCUCAUGGAUAUUGUCUUUGAGUUACCAUAAUUUAACUUUUUACUUAAAACCUUGUUUUCUCUACUUAGGUCUCUACCCAGAGGAUGCCGAAGUCCAUAAAAGAGAAUUGAUCCAAAAGUGGAUAGUAGAAGGUUUUAUUCAACAACAUAAUAAUGGACAAGAAACAAUAGAGGAGGAAAUAGGAGACGAAUACUUGGUUGAGCUUAUUAACAGAUCAAUGGUUCAAGUGGGUAGAAGGAGUUUCCGUGGGAAAGUUAAAUAUUGCCGUAUGCACGACUUAAUGCGAGACUUAUGCUUGAAGGAGGCAGAAAAAGAGAAUUUUCUUUGUACUUUUGAUGGUAGAAGCUCCUCAAUAGGAGAUUCUUAUUCUUCUUCUUCUUCUUCUUCCACUUCUCUGGUGACAUCAACCUCUGAUCAUCAAAAAAUGCGGAGACACGCUGUCCACUUCACUUGUGACAGGAGGUAUGUUUCUAUGGAACAAUCCACAAGAAGUACACAUCUUCGUGCCUUCUUCUUAUGGGAAUUGAAGUCAUCAAAUCCAGUUGAAUCCAUUGGGACCUUAAAGUUUGUGUGCAAGAAAUUCAAAUUUCUUAGGGUCCUAGAGCUUCAGGGUAUUAAGAUUGAUAGAUUGCCAAGAGCCAUAGGGAAGUUAAUUCACUUGAGAUACUUGAGUGUGUCAGCGACCAGCAAAAAUAAAGGUUCCACCAACCAUAGGUAA